Danio rerio (zebrafish) is the source of this 818-nucleotide messenger RNA. NCBI's taxonomy places the organism in Eukaryota, Metazoa, Chordata, Actinopteri, Cypriniformes, Danionidae. The record is from RefSeq.
AUCUACUGAAGAGCUACAAAUCACGCGCGCGCUUUCUGCGAGGGUAAAUAUCAGAAUGGUCGGGAUUCCGGGCGCGUUCCAAUACAGUGCAGAGAAGAAGGUUCCUGCCAUGCCCGGUUCCCCAGUGGAUGCAAAGACUCAUUCCAGACCGACCGUCUCCGUCAUGCCACCGCUGCCCUCCGUCAACCCCAGCGGACCUCGUCCCGCAGCCUUCUCCACUACUGCAUUAACCAAUGGGAUCAAUCAUUCCCCGCCGAUGCUCAACGCCAUUCCCUCUCCUCCUCAGCGCUAUAGCAACGGCCCUUCCUCAUCAUCCUCCUCUUCCCUGGCCAAUCAGCAGCUUCCGGCCACAUGCGGCGCUCGACAGCUCAGCAAACUCAAGCGCUUCCUUACCACACUGCAGCAGUUCGGCAAUGACAUCUCGCCUGAGAUCGGAGAGAGCGUCCGCAACCUGGUGCUGGCGCUGGUGAACUCCACCGUCACCAUUGAAGAGUUUCACUCCAGACUGCAGGAAGCCACAAACUUCCCACUGAGGCCCUUCGUCAUACCGUUUCUGAAGGUAAAUGACUAGAAAACUAAAACUAAACCAAAACAUUGAUUAAGUAAUACCGAAUUUGGUAAUACUGGUAUCCAUGAAAGUGUUUUAUUAGAUUUUUUUUUAUAUUUAACCCUCAAAGACUCAAACACAGACAAAGAUCUCCUUUUUUGACCUUGUUUUUAAUUAUUGAAAAUGUUAUAUUGUAACAGCCCUGCAGGCACAUGACGUCAUAUUGAUGUUGUACCCCAACAUCGUGGGGGCGUUGGAUUUUAUUUGCAAA